This is a messenger RNA of Dendrobium catenatum, 531 nucleotides long. RefSeq names its product protein tas-like. The record is from RefSeq and is a predicted model, not a curated record. The transcript is spliced from 2 exons. Lineage: Eukaryota; Viridiplantae; Streptophyta; Magnoliopsida; Asparagales; Orchidaceae. The annotation marks the transcript as partial.
UUCUAUUUUGUGCAUGCAGUUGAUCUUAUUGAAGUAUGCCACCCUAACAACUGCAACAUAGGGUUGCUUGCCUUUUCUCCAUUGGGUGGUGGAAAUCUGAGCGGCAAGUAUUUAGACCAUAAUUCUGAAGCUGCUAAAAAAGGCAGGCUUAACCUCUUCCCAGGCUACAUGGCCAGAUACAUAAAUUCAUUAUCCAAGGAAGCAACUGAACUAUAUGUUCAAAUGGCCAAAAAACAUGGUCUCACCCCAGUCCAACUAGCUCUAGCAUUUGUACGUGACCGUCCCUUUGUGACUAGUUCAAUCAUUGGCGCAACUUCACUUGAUCAGCUCAAGGAAGAUAUUGAUGCUUUUAUAUCAACUCCUCGACCAUUGCCACCGGAAGUUGCAAAUGAUAUAGAGCUUAUCUUCAAGAGAUACAAGGAUCCAUCAAUCAUAUGAUGAGGUGUUCUUCAACGGUAAGAUAAAUUAGAGACUACUUACAUGGCAGUCAAUUGAUGGUUACGUGAGAAACAGUGCACAAGAAGAAGAAAA